Molecule: messenger RNA, 1152 nt
Organism: Ruditapes philippinarum (Manila clam)
Lineage: Eukaryota; Metazoa; Mollusca; Bivalvia; Venerida; Veneridae
Exons: 4
Coding region: 1-1152 (383 amino acids)
Biological process (GO): DNA catabolic process
Cellular component (GO): cytoplasm
Molecular function (GO): nucleic acid binding; 3'-5'-DNA exonuclease activity
Source: RefSeq, a predicted model, not a curated record
AUGCCAGUACACUCCGAGGCAGGUCUUUCCCCUGGUGUCCACAGCCUCAGAUAUGCAGAUAAAUGCCAGAAGCAUAGGAAGCGUGUCCAGGAAAGAUCGGCACUGCCAUCGACUAAGCGGCGGCGACUUCAACUAAAACAAGAGCGGUCAAUAACACAAGGUGCUCAAGAAGCUCUUGAAGGCAUGUCCUAUCAGUCAGAGAUUGGGCAUUCAGAUGAUGCUGACAUCCAAAAGCUGCCAGAUCCAGUCCCUCGUGGUGACUUCAAACCUAUAGUUCUGCCAACAGGACAGCCUACAUACAUUGCUUUUGACCUGGAGACAACUGGCCUUAUACACGAUGGCCAGAUCCCACAUAUUACCCAGGUUGCUGCCACAGAACCUAAAAGUGGGAAAGCUUUCAAUAUGUAUGUUCUACCUACAUUGCCCAUAUCUGACAAGGCACAAGAAGUGACCGGCCUAAGAAUGGUGGAUCACAAGAUGCAGUACAAUGGAACUAAUGUAGAGGCUUAUUCCAUAUAUGAAGCUUUGAAAUCAUAUUGUGAUUGGUUAGAAAAAUUUCAGAAUGUUGUAUUGGUUGCGCAUAAUGGCAGAAGAUUUGACUUUCCUGUUUUGUUGACGGCAUGUGACAAUGUAGGAUUGAGGGACAGAAUGUGUAAGUGUGUUGCUGGAUGUGCGGAUUCACUGUCUAUAUUUAGAAAAGCAUACCCAAACAGGAAGUCUUACAAACAGGAAGACCUUGCAAAGGAUCUAUUGGGAGCUUCAUACUGUGCUCAUAAUGCUUCAGAAGAUGUCUCGAUUCUUGGUAAACUUAUUCACCACUUGGACAUAUUAUCUGUUGAUCUGCUGCCACACACAUUUUCAACAAAAUCUGUGUACAAUUCCCAGUUGUGCAGUCGGGAAAAAGCAAAGAAUUUGCCUUCACUUAGAGUAUUGAUUUAUAAUAGUGUGUGUAAGUUAACUACAGCCGAGAAUAUUGCUGCGUCCGGCUUGAACCUACAACAUCUAAGGUGCAUCUUUAAGCGCCAAGGCGAAGAUGGUCUUCGGAACAUUUUCGUGAUGAAGAACUGUGACGGUCAGCCACGAGUAACUAAUACUAAAAGAACAUUAGAAACUGUUAUCCCUGCCCUUGCACAGUAUUUUUCAAGGAAUUAG